Molecule: messenger RNA, 397 nt
Organism: Selaginella moellendorffii
Lineage: Eukaryota; Viridiplantae; Streptophyta; Lycopodiopsida; Selaginellales; Selaginellaceae
Product: cytochrome P450 94B3
Exons: 2
Coding region: 10-384 (124 amino acids)
Source: RefSeq, a predicted model, not a curated record
CAGCGAGAUAUGGAGCAAGGUACUUUAGCUGCUGCUUUGCUGAUUUCCUGUGUUGGUUUCUUCGUCUGGUUCUACCUGAAAAGUCGACAUGGUAAUGGUGAGUUUGUUCCCCGAAUGUAUCCUCUUCUGGGAACAAUGCCUCAGCUGCUGAAAAACAAGGACAGGAUUCUCAAAUGGACUACUGAGUACCUUGUCAAGUCUCCCGGACACACCACCACGUUGAAGCGAGGAGCGAAGCCCUUCAAGCUCACGUCCAACGCUCAGAACGUAGAGUACAUCCUCAAGACCAACGUCGACAAGUAUCCAAAGGGAGACUAUAGAAAACUUGCGAGUUACGAGGUCUCUACACGACUACCUCAUGGAUUCUGUGGCCGAGAAGAUUGAAAAGAGGCUGCUU